AUGACACCGGCUUCCACCCAUAAGCCUCGAAGAAGGCGAAAAGCCGACGAUGGCGCCCUGGCUCACCCCGCGCACGGCACUGUCAUCGUCGACGCUGCGACAAAGCAGCAGCGGCCAGCGUUCCCCUUAGUCGCCUUUCUGUGGCCAGCGAAGGGAACAGUGUCGCAAUGGGUGCUGCUGCCUCUGAUCGUCAUGGCCGUAGGCCUGUUCCGCUGGACCACCGGCCUCUGGGGCUACUCGGGCUUCCAGAAACCGCCAAUGCACGGGGACUUCGAGGCGCAGCGACACUGGAUGGAAAUCACCACACAUCUGCCCAUGACGCAGUGGUAUUUUCAUGAUCUGGAGUGGUGGGGGCUUGACUAUCCGCCGUUGACAGCGUACCAUAGCUGGCUGCUCGGCAGAAUCGGCAGCAUUAUCAGCCCCUCAUGGUUCGCCCUGUAUACCUCUCGAGGCCUCGACGACCCGCUCCUAAAGGUCUACAUGCGCGCGACAGUCUUCGUCUCCGAAUACCUCGUUUACGUUCCCGCCGUCAUCGUCUUCCUCCGGCGCUACUCCCGCCUCCAGGGCGUCAACACGUGGGAAUACUCCAUCGCGCUCGUCGCGGUGCUUAUGCAACCAGCCACCAUCCUCAUCGACCACGGCCACUUCCAGUACAACACCGUCAUGCUCGGCUUCGUAGUCGCCAGCAUGUCCAGCAUGCUCGCCGGCCGUCUCCUCUGGGCCUGCGUCUUCUUCGUCGCUGCCCUCGGCUUCAAGCAAAUGGCGCUCUUCUACGCGCCAGCCGUCUUCGCCUACCUCCUCGGCAGCUGCCUACAGCCCCGCCUUUACCCCGUCCGCCUUUUCGGCAUCGCGUUCACAACGCUCAUCUCCUUCGCGGUGCUCUUCCUCCCGCUGCUCUUAGGCACAGCCUACGACACCCACCGCAACCUCCCCACCCGCUUCCUCCCCGCGCCCCCGCUCCUCUCAGCCCUCCCAAUCCCCCUCAACGAAAAGGCAUGGCACUACCCCGCCUUGCUCCAGCUCGCCCAAGCCACCCACCGCAUCUUCCCCCUCGCGCGCGGCCUCUUCGAAGACAAAGUCGCAAACCUCUGGUGCGCCCUCCACACCUUCCACAAGCUGCACCGCUACCAGACCCACCUCGUCUCGCGCGCCGCGCUCCUCGCCACCUCCGCCGCCAUCCUGCCCCCGACCGCCAUCCUACUCUGGCGGCCCCGCAGGGCGCUCCUCCCCUGGGCCCUCGCGGCCACGAGCUGGGGCUUCUUUCUCGCGAGCUACCAGGUCCACGAGAAGAACGUGCUGUUGCCGCUGCUGCCUGUGACGCUGCUGCUGGGCGGGGAGGGGGGCCUGCUGCCGAGCACGAGGGCCUGGGUCGGGUUCGCGAAUGUCUUGGGGGCGUGGACGUGUUUCCCGCUCCUGGUGAGGGAUGGGCUUCGGCUGCCGUAUUUUGUGCUCACGGGGCUGUGGGCGUGGUUGCUGGGGGUGCUGCCUGCGUCUGUGGGGGCGUAUAGGCCGCAGGUAGAAGCCAGCAGCAGCGGUAGUGCUGGCACCAGCGCGGGAAAUAGUAGCAGUACCGCCGGCGAGCUGAGCUGGCCGGAGAAAGCGCUACACUUCGCGUUCUAUGCGGGAAUGGUGGCUUGGCACAUAGCGGAGGCGUUCGUUCCGCCGCCGGCAGAUAAGCCGGAUCUGUGGGUCGUGGCGAACGUGCUACUCGGCUGUGGGGGAUUCGUGAUAUGCUAUCUCUGGUCAUUGUGGGGGUUGGUAGUGCGGAGUGGGCUCAUAAAAACAGGCGGAAGCGAUAUUGGGACAGCAAGGCAUGGGCAUGAGAAAAGAGACUGA
This is a messenger RNA of Coniosporium apollinis CBS 100218, 1836 nucleotides long. RefSeq lists its product as uncharacterized. NCBI's taxonomy places the organism in Eukaryota, Fungi, Ascomycota, Dothideomycetes. The record is from RefSeq and is a predicted model, not a curated record. The transcript has 2 exons. The coding region runs from base 1 to 1836 and encodes 611 amino acids. Gene Ontology annotation, biological process: protein N-linked glycosylation. Gene Ontology annotation, cellular component: endoplasmic reticulum membrane. Gene Ontology annotation, molecular function: dolichyl pyrophosphate Man9GlcNAc2 alpha-1,3-glucosyltransferase activity.